Molecule: messenger RNA, 564 nt
Organism: Naumovozyma dairenensis CBS 421
Lineage: Eukaryota; Fungi; Ascomycota; Saccharomycetes; Saccharomycetales; Saccharomycetaceae
Gene: APT1
Product: adenine phosphoribosyltransferase APT1
Exons: 1
Coding region: 1-564 (187 amino acids)
Biological process (GO): adenine salvage; AMP salvage
Cellular component (GO): cytoplasm
Molecular function (GO): AMP binding; adenine binding; adenine phosphoribosyltransferase activity
Source: RefSeq, a predicted model, not a curated record
AUGUCUAUCGAAUCAUACGCUAAGGAAUUGAAAGCAGCUCUAAGACAAUACCCAAACUUCCCAAGUGAAGGUAUUUUAUUUGAAGAUUUCUUACCAAUCUUCAGAGACCCAUCUUUAUUCCAAAAACUAACUGAUGCUUUCAAAAUGCAUUUAGAUAAGGCCUUCCCAGGUACCAAAGUUGAUUACAUAAUUGGGUUAGAAUCUAGAGGUUUCUUAUUCGGUCCAACUUUGGCCCUAGCCUUAGGUGUUGGUUUUGUUCCAGUGAGAAAAGCUGGUAAAUUACCAGGUGAAUGUGUUCAAGCUACUUACGAAAAGGAAUACGGGACCGAUGUCUUUGAAAUGCAAAAGGACGCUAUUCCAGCUGGUUCUAAUGUUGUCAUAGUGGACGAUAUUAUUGCUACUGGUGGUUCUGCUGCCGCUGCUGGUGAAUUAGUUGAAAAAGUCGGUAGUAAAGUCUUGGAAUAUGACUUUGUUAUGGAAUUAGAUUUCUUAAGGGGUAGAGAAAAAUUGAAUGCCCCUGUGUUCACUUUGUUGAAUGGUCAAGAAGAAGGUUUGAAGAAAUGA